CACUCCGAUAAAUGAAUAGGUUCAAUGGAAAAAAAAAAGUGAACCUAAUCGGUUUCGGGUGAUAUAGAAAAAUGAAUCGUAAAAAGUAAAGAAAUAAAAAUCUCUGAAAAAUGAUUGAAAACGAAGAAAAUCUUCCGUGUGACUGUUGAAACGAAGCACAUACCGUGAAAGGAUCGAUGUCGGUUCAUCGUAAAUCAUAAAUCAUAAAUCAUAAAUCGUACAUCGUAAAUGAGCACCGAACGGAAAAAUUUGUAACUGGGAGCAGGAUGGAACGAUCGGGUGAAAUAAUAACAAUUUUCAUAGGCCAGGCUGGUACACAAGUGGCAAACGCCUGUUGGGAAUUAUUCUGCCUGGAACACGGCAUAUUACCCAAUGGCUGCAUUCGUCCGGGUUAUCGGACGCAAGAUACUUCGCUCUGCACAUUUUUUGCGGAGACAGAUGUAAGCGUGUUUGUUGAAUUUGUUUGAAUGGUAGGAACUGUCGAGGCAUUCGUCGCAGUUGCUGGAUUUAGUCAGCGUUCGAUAAUUUCGAGGCCCGAGGGUCGUUUUCCCAGAAAGAGGUGGAACUAUGCGUCAGCUGGAGCGCCGGCUAUGAAUGCGUGAACUACAUAUGUGCGAACGAGUUAAAUUUCAGCUUAUGGAGGAAAAUGAAAUUUUCAGACGAGGAAAAUGACAGCUCGUACGGUGAUCGUUGAUCUAGAACCCACGGUGAUCGACGAGAUCAGAACAGGUGCUUACAAGAAUCUCUUUUCUCCGGCGUCGUUGAUCUCCGGAAAGGAAGACGCGGCCAACAACUUUGCCAAAGGAUAUCAUUCGAGCGGCCGCGAGGCGAUCGAUCUCGUCGCGGAUCGUGUUUGCAGGACAUGGGACAAGUGUUCCAGACCAACCGGUUUCAUCGUGUUUAGAUCGGUGAACGGUGGUACCGGUGGUGGGUUCGGUACAUUAUUGCUGGAACGGCUGACGUACGACUAUCCGAAGAAGAUCACGUUGGAUUUUGCUAUUAGUCCGGCUCCUAAUAUCUCCACCGUGAUCGUUGAACCUUAUAACGCGAUUUUCGCCACGCAUGGUAGCUUGGACCACGUGGACUGUUGUUUUCUCAUCGAUAACGAAGCUCUUUACGAUAUUUGCACAAGAAAGUUGGACGUCGAGUCUCCAACGUACACCAACUUGAACAGAUUGCAAGCUCAAGUUGUCUCGAGUAUCACGGCCUCGAUGAGGUUCGAGGGAGCGGUGAACAUGAGCCUGCAGGAGCUGCAAACGAAUCUGGUACCCUAUCCUAGAAUUCAUUUUUCUUUGGCCACGUAUGCACCGCUAACCACUCCUAGAAAAGCCAUGCAUGCGGAGAUAACGACGCAGCAGAUCACGCGCGAUUGCUUCGAACCGGGUAAUCAGAUGGUAAAAUGUGAUCCACGCACGGGAGCUUACACGAGUUGCUGUUUACUUUACCGCGGGGACGUGAGCCCGAACGACGUGAACAGAGCGAUUGCGUCCUUGAAAGGGAAAAAGUCGAUUAGAUUCGUCAGUUGGAGUCCGACCGGAUUCAAGGUAGGAAUCAAUUAUCAACCGUCCGUGUCUGUGCCUGGCGGUGAUUUAGCGAACUCGAGGAGAACAGUGGCGAUGAUUAGCAACAAUACGGCUAUUCGGCAUUCGUGGAGAAUGCUCGCGCGUAAAUUCGACCAGAUGUAUCGGAAAAGAGCCUUUAUGCACCAUUACGUGGAGGAGGGUAUAGAAGAAAGUGUCUUUCGGGAAGCUCGCGACAACAUAGCGACUUUGAUCGAUGAUUACGAAGAGAUCGAGAGGUGAUCGAUAACUGGCACUCCUCGCUGCUCGUUCAUUUUCUCGGGAUCACGAUAUGCGAACGUUGAAAGACUCUUAAGCGGCCUAUCUGUAUAACAGGUUCGGUAUCGACUCCGAGAGAUCGAGUAUCGCAAACUUUAGUAACAAUCAACAUUUUCCAUGGAAACUUUGAUUCGUUUAAUUCUUGUUUUACGAGGAUCGUAAUUGUACGUAUAGGUAUCUCUACCACGAAACUAUCGAGAAGGCUUACGGAAUAUAUCGACGGAACGAAAAUAUUUCCAUUUCUCCUUUCUUGACUUUACGGUUGAAGGAGGUUUGAAAAAGAGAAAUUGUCGCGCACCAGAACGGAAAAAGAUUCGAAUCGAAUCGAAUCGGAUUGGAUUGGAUCGGAUCGGAUCGGAUCGAGUCGCGGGAAGAUUGCACGAGACACGAGGGCACCAGCGGUAGUAGACUCUCGGGCACCAGUCGCGCAAUUGGAACGAUUGCGUUCGUCAGGUUCUCCCACUGUUUCCGCACUGCACACGACCGUAUCGAUAACGAAUCACGCGUCUGUCUACCGGGACCAUGCGCUCUACUCGCGGAAACGAGCAAUAACAAAUAUCUUUGAUCCGAUUCUCGCAACGCACACCGUAAUCUCGAUAACGGGUUGGCUGAUUAAUGGCUGAUUAAUGGCUGCCGAUAACAGCGUCCAUCGAGUCUCGAUGGAUUUCACGCGAAAGCCCGUACUUGCGUUGCGUUGCGGUGCGUUGCAUUGCGAAAUUUGAUUUUACUCGUAACAAAAAUUAAUUUCACGCUAAUAAAGCAAUUUCAUAAAAGGACAGAAUGUUAAUGAUAAUUAUUUGACC
Messenger RNA from Hylaeus volcanicus, 2641 nucleotides. Its product is annotated as tubulin alpha-2/alpha-4 chain-like. The transcript is spliced from 5 exons. Gene Ontology annotation, cellular component: cytoplasm; microtubule. The coding region runs from base 669 to 1802 and encodes 377 amino acids. Lineage: Eukaryota; Metazoa; Arthropoda; Insecta; Hymenoptera; Colletidae. Gene Ontology annotation, molecular function: GTP binding; structural constituent of cytoskeleton. Gene Ontology annotation, biological process: microtubule cytoskeleton organization; mitotic cell cycle. The record is from RefSeq and is a predicted model, not a curated record.